AUGGUCAAUGUACCUAAAACCCAAAGGACAUUCUGUGAGAAGUGUGGCAAGCAUCAGCCUCACAAAGUGACCCAAUACAAGAAGGACAAGGUUUCCCUGUAUGCCCAAGGAAAGAGGCACUACAAUCGGAAACAGAGUGGCUACAGUGGGCACAUGAAACCCAUCUUCCAGAAGAAGGCUAAAAUGACAAAGAAGAUUGUGCUGAGGCUUCAGUGUGUGGAGCCCUGCUACAGAUCGAAGAGAAUGCUGGCCAUGAAGAGAUGCAAGCACUUUGAACUGGGAGGAGGCAAGAAGAGAAAGGGCCAAGUGAUCCAGCUCUAA
Molecule: messenger RNA, 321 nt
Organism: Octodon degus (degu)
Lineage: Eukaryota; Metazoa; Chordata; Mammalia; Rodentia; Octodontidae
Product: 60S ribosomal protein L36a-like
Exons: 1
Coding region: 1-321 (106 amino acids)
Biological process (GO): translation
Cellular component (GO): cytosolic large ribosomal subunit; ribosome
Molecular function (GO): structural constituent of ribosome
Source: RefSeq, a predicted model, not a curated record